This is a messenger RNA of Porites evermanni, 42258 nucleotides long. The record is from the annotation of a GenBank genome assembly. Lineage: Eukaryota; Metazoa; Cnidaria; Anthozoa; Scleractinia; Poritidae.
AUGAGAUUGCAGACAAGAAGUGUUCUGUUAGUAGGCCUUCUUUUUUCUGGAGUAUUUAUUUUCUUUGCUUUGGAGUUAUGGUCCAUUCUUCCGUUUUCCGAUGAUGAAAAAGAAGUCAACCCGUCUCCUUUCGACGACAACUUGGUCGAAGUUGCCGUAAAAGCGGAGACACCGCUUGCCAAAAAGAGGGACACUAAGUGUCUGAUGCAUAGCUGUUUUGACGUAUUUCGAUGUGCAGUGAAUGAAAACAAACUUAUAUCUGUCUAUGUGUAUCCUUACACCCGCUAUUUGGACGAGAAUGGGCAUGCUGUCAACCAGGAAAUGUCUCAGGAAUUUUAUGAACUUUUCGCAGCCAUAGUAAACAGCAAGUACUACACUUCUGAUAUGAAUAGUGCCUGUAUUAUAAUUCCUUCGAUAGACACCUUGAACCAAAAUGGUCUAGACGUCAAAGGCAUCGCCAGAAUUCUUUCUGGGCUACCCAGGUAAGUUCACUCCGCAUAUACUGAUAAUACAUGUAAGUGAAACAAAAAUACAGUGAAACCUCUAUUAAGCGGACACCUUCGGGACCCUCCCAAGUUUCCGUGUAAUAGAGGGUGUCCGCUUAAUGGAGGUUGUAAAAAUUGUGCAAUGUUUGUUAACGAUCAGCGUUCAACGGUUACUCUGUACUGUGAUAAAGUUGCAUAUUGUUAAAGAAGCUAUCCAGAGUUCAAGUUCAUUACCUUUCAUUACCAACUUUAAUUUGUUUGUAAAUGCAAAAACAUUAACUGACUUCAGUCCGUAUUUCAAGAACAUAUUCCAAUACUACUUUUGUCCGGUGUCUGCUUAAUAGAGGUUAUUAACAAUAGAAAUUAGCCAAAUACACCUUAUUUUAGUGUCCACGUUCGCUUAAUACAGGACAACUUGGAUUAAUAUUAAUCGGAUUAAUAUUAAUCCUAAUGAUUAUUAUAAUCCAGUAAUAGAUUAUUGUAAUCCAGUAAUAGAUUAUUAUAAUCCAUUACUGAGGUUUGAGCCGUGCCUUGAUCAAUUAGGAUUACUAUUAAUCUUAUGUAGGAUUAAUAUUAAUCAGAUUAAUAUUUAUCCUAAUAUUAGAUCCAGUAAUAGAUUCUUAUAAUCCAUAACUGAGCUUUGAGCCGUACCUUAAACGAUUAGGACUAAUAUUAAUCUGAUAAAUAUAAUCCCACAUAGCUCAAAUUUGUACAAGUCUCUCAAUAAAGAAAAUAUUCUAUUCUAACCACGACGAAUUUGCUACUUGUGCUAGUAGUUUGUGAACAAAACUCUUAAUUACAUUCAGUCAAUAACCGCACUCCUUAUUAUACGUUAUUAUAUUUUAGUAGCAGAAGUCGGCAGUUGUCUCAGCUCUGCUGGUAAUACAGUUGCAACUGAAUUUUUUGCAGGGAUGAUUAUUACUAAUAAUAAUCUAAUCCUUCCAAUUUUUGCCGUGCCUUAAUCUAUUACUGGAUUAUAAUAAUCUAUUGCUGGAUUAUAAUAAUCUAUUACUGGAUUAUAAUAAUCUAUUACCGGAUUAUAAUAACCAUAUUAUAAUCUAUUAUUAUUAUAAUCCACGGAUUAAUAUUAAUCCGAGUUGUCCUGUUAAUAGAGGUGUCCGCUGAAUAGCAGUUCAUUAUAAAGGGAAAUAUAAGACGUUAAUUUCGGGACCCGGCUUAGUGUCCGUUUAAUAGAGGGUGUCUGCUUAAAUGGGGGUCUAUUAAUAGAGGUUUCACUGUAACGGUAAUUGAAACUGCAGAUAUUGCUCCAAAUGUAACCAGGGUUCAAGUUUUGCCCAGAAGAUUAAUGUACCAGUCAAUUCCAAAACUACCCAUCCCCCUCGCCAAACUGUUUGAGAGAUGGUGAUGUCAUGCGCAAUGUGAUCUCAUCCAUUUACUGUAAUUCGUAACAGCCAUGACAAUGCCUCAAACAGUUCAGAAGGUCUGCCUGUGAUGUUAUUCACAAAAGAAUUUAUUUUAAUCACCCUUCAACAAGGUAAUAUUGUCAGCAAUCAUUCACUUGCUUGUGUGCAGAAAUAGUUUUGUAACAAAGGGAGGGCACAUUUAAAUGUUGACUUUGAAACAUUUAAUUAUGUAGCUAGUUUAGGCUAAGCCUUUAAAAAGACCUAAAACUAGCUCUUAUGGUAGCCUGCAAAUACAGCCAUGUUUCCCACUCUGCACCGCUAGGGACACUUUGCAGGAAAGACAUCUGCACCUCAGUGACAGACAUUCCAUACUGAUUUCCGGAACCUGGUCAGGAGCACGUAAGAGUUAUUUUAGCUGCAAGACUCAGAAAAUGCAAGCGCUUCUUGUGUAUGUGUGUAUGUGUACUUGCCAAAAGAGAAUCGUGGUCCCAGGCAUUCCUAGUGACGACUGUGGAAACUGGGGAUACAAAUCGUGAUGUGUCACAGCACCAUUGCUUUAUUUUGUCAAGAAAGCUUAAGAAAGGUUGAUGCGAAAGGUGUUGAGCCUUUCCGGAAUGGGUCGGUCCACAAAUUCUAUCACCUUAAAGCGUUGAUUACUUUGGCACAAGUGAAUACUUUACUGAAAAUUUUGAUGGUGAGGCUAUAAACUGGUUGGGUGUUGUAAACUUUCAUUGUAUGCAAAUGAGUCUUGUAAGGAGCAUGCAGUUUAGUUUUGCCAAUGAUUGAAAUGACAUGCCAUGUUCAUCACGUUUUUGGUCUCUGGCAAUGAUGUUAUUUCUCUCAAAUUGAUUUUCGUGAAUUUAUACACUCGUUCUCAAUCAUUGUUGAAUACAAUAUAAAAAGUAAACAUCCUGAAGAAUACUCGAACAUCAAUGAAGUAGGAGGUGACAAACUUUUAGUGAAGAAAUCCUGUUUUGUGUAUUAUUAUAUAGCUGUUAGUUAAUCCGAUUUUGUCAUAUUGUUAAUAUAUAGAUUUAGCCAGGGCUAAAAGCGAAGCUCUCGAUAAGAUUUAUAGUUUGCUCAAACAAAAGGUAAAAUCGCGAAAUGCAAAGCGGCGAAUGCAACAAGAACGGUGAAAAAACAACAUGUCUGAUUAGCGAAAAAGCAAGUUUGCACGUGCAGCACACCAUUUUUGUACAUUUCUUUGCCGUUGUUUUGUAAGACUACAACAAGAAACUUCCAGAAACUUCCUGGCUACACGUUUUAUGGAGGAAAUGUCAUACGUGUUCUUGUUCACUUUUUUUCCACUGUCGUUCAUUUUCACCCAGGUGGCCGCUAGCAUUUCUUAUUUUCUCACUGCUGCUACAAAAUUUCAUGUUGUUCCUCCAACAAAAAAUGUCUCUGUUGUUUUUUCUAUCUCACUCUAGCUCCUUUUCUCAUUGAGCUUUGCUGGCCUGUCGCCUUACUUUCUCUUUUUCUCUCUCUUUCUCUUUCUCUAUUUUCCAAAUUUGGGGAAAUGACAAUAUUAUUAAUCUACACCUAACACUUUAGACAACAGGAUACAAAAACAUUUUCCGCUUUCCGUUUUUGACUCUUUAGCUGUCUCUGCUUCACAAGAAGUGGGUGGCCAUAUGCUUUCCCACCAAAAUAACCUGACAUUUAGCACCGGCUUACAUGAAUUGGGUGUACAGACGGUCGGUGUUCGUACACUACGUCACAACCAAAUUUUCUCGGAUGGAUAGUUUACCAAAUUUUCUUACCCAUGGUACUCCGCUGGUGCACUAGCACGCGAGAGCUCUGCUAUAAACUGUCCAAUUAAGAAUUAAUUUGGAUAGUUUCAGACAGGACUUUCCUUUAGAAAUAAGCAAACUGUCCAAAUUAAAAAAGAAACAGUGUAGGAUCUGAGCCGACCAAAUGCCAGAAAAUGCGAUACAAUUUGGAUUAAUUAACCAGCUAUGUCAUGCUUGUCCAAUUUGGAGAUAACUGAAUUAAAAAAAUUGGCUUUCCUUGGAAUUUUUUUCAUCGAAUCAUUUCCAAAUUGGACAGCAUAUAGUCCUAUGACAUAUAUCAAUUAGUUGCCUUCUCAUUUCUUUUCUAAUCUCCAACCAAGCAAGACUUAUUUAACGCUUUUUUAACAGCAUUCUUGUUCUCGCUUAAAAUGUCAGCUUAAGUGGAAAAAAUUGACACAGCAUUGAUGGUAAAGAUUUUCCAAGUUUCAGCCAGCAAGGGAAUGGGUAAAUAAAGUAAACCCAGACACUUGCCUGAUUAGCACGCAAAUUUAAGCAUAACAUCUUGACCUCACGACUUUGUUUACAUAUUGUCAUGCAAACACACCUCAGCCAAUCAGAGAGCGUGUACUAUCUUAAUUAUUAUUUUAGCUAUUUACAAUGACAGACAAAAGAUAAAAGGCAACAGAGAACAAAUGUAAACAUGAUGAAUCUACUGUUAUUUUUGAAAUGCGUGUAAAUUCUUCUUUAGAAAAAGCAUUUGAGUUUUGCUUGCCACUCGUUCAAAGAAGAACUCAAAACUUAACAGUAAUAGACCAGGAGAAACAUAAACUCAAACGAAUUUACAUUUCAAUCCCCAUGACUACCAGAUUAAUUAUGUAAACAUUGAUUUUGUAUGUCAUCAGUGUGGAUUUUGUGUCAUGAAGGUGUAGAUGUCACUCCUGCAAAAUAAUAGUCUCUAGUGGCAAGGAGUGAGGAGAUCAGAGAUGGCUGGCUUUUAUCAUUACCAAUAUCUAUUAAAUUUCUUUUUUAGCAAUAAUUAUGCUUAAUCUAAAUGUGAGUCAAAAGAGUAAACCAAAUGGUACCCAAGGAUAACAUCCUAACAUCCAUAGGAUGUUAGCACUUAUUUUAUUUGCAAUAGUGUUUAGACAGAUUUUUUUAUCCUUGUAGUUGGAAAGAUGGGGGCAAAAAUCACUUGCUGUUUAACGUGUUACCUGGCAGCCCCCCAGAUUAUAACUCAUCACUGGAUAUUGCAACCGAUAAGGCAAUCGUGGCUGGUGGUGGAUUUGCCACAUGGAGCUUCAGACCUGGAUAUGAUAUUAGUAUUCCUGUAUACAAUGCUCUUACCAGGAAGAAGGGUCAUUCAUCAACUAAAAGGUUAGGGGCCGAUGUUAUUAACACUGAUUUGUCAACCUUGCCACACAAUAGCAAAAAUAUUGAUCAUACUUGUUUGUAGAGCACCACCUGCCUCAGGGGGUUGCAAAGUGAGCAUUUCAAUCUAAGAUUUGUUUGCUUUUAUUAUCCAGUCGUACAUGCAGUAAUAAAAAUUAAGGCAACUUUUGUGACAGCCUCAAUUCAUGGCAUUAGAUUAAAGGUGCUCUAAUAUGCUUCUGCUUUGACAUUUUGAACUUGGAUCUCUUUUCAAUAAUCUUUGUACGGUACUAGUUGGGACCGAAAUACAGUGAACAAGACGCCAUGUAGUUUACAUAUGUGAAACCCUAAACUAUUGAUCUAUUGAUAACAUAUUGUAACAUCCUUCCCUUUUUGACGAAUCAAAGCGUCUAAUCAACAAUUAAUCAAGUCCGUGAUUAAUUCAAGUUCAAUGUUCGUGACACUAAAGCAAAUCGUGCCUUAAUUAGCUAAACUAUGUCUUGUCUCAUGAAUCAUGCCUUAAUAAUUGCUUUUCUUUUUUUUCUUUGCUAUUGUCUGCCCUUCAAUGAUAACUGUCCUUUAGUGCGGACAUAGUCUUGUAGGUAUGCGGGAGAACUCGUGGUUCGCUGUGGUCUCGAGUUCUGAGGUGUGGUCAUGUUCCUUGUAGGAGAGGAUUCCUUCUGAUUUUCACUGGCUCUGUCUGUUUUUCCUGUGGGUUUUGGAGAACCAGGUGCGGGUAACAUAUCUUUUUUCUCUGCACCUCCGAGUUCGUUGCUGUCCUUGUUGUCCGUUGGUUCUGAUGGUGUCUCUUUGAGUCUUCUUAAGAUGUACCCUGUUACGGCGGUAUGUGUCUCCUUCUGGCGUUUCUACCGUGUAUGAUAUUUCAUCCAAACGACUAGUUACGGUUGCCUUUCUCCAUUCCUUAUAACCUAAGCGAAAUGGUUUCAUGUGAACGACGUCGCUGUCGGACAGCUCUGAUAGGCUCCUCUCACCGCGAUUGUAGUAGUUGGCUGUCUCAGUUUGACGCUUUCUUAAGAGCUUAGUGUCCCUUUCAGGAUACAUCACUCGAGGUUGUAGUAGUGAUCUGGCUGUUGGCAAUAGUUUCUUGGUGCGUUAUUCAUCAGUCUUUGAGCCGGACUGGCGUCCAAUCCUUGGUUCAGUGUAUGACAAUAGUCCAGGAUUGCCAUGUACGGAUCUCUUCCACUGUCAAGGGCUUUCCGGAGGUGAUUUUUGGCAGUGUUUACGGCAGACUCUACUUUCCCGUUUGCCUUGGGGUUACCCGGGCUGCUUGUUAGGUGCUCAAAUUCCCACGUGCCAGCGAAUUUCUGGAAAGUGUCGGAUGUAAACUGGGGUCCAUUGUCACUAAUAACUUGGUCAGGACAUCCGUAUCGUGCGAGGGGACUCUUCAGCUUGAGGACCACUGUACUGGCAAGGGUGUUGUUUAACUUGGCAAUUCCCAGUAGUUACUGAAGUAGUCGAUUGUAAGGAGGAAAUCUUUGUUGUCAAAGGAGAAGAGAUCAACUCCGAUUUUCUCCCGUGGCCUCGAGGGCGUCUCCACAGGCAUGAGGGGUUCUUUGGACUGACUAGCUUCAAAUUUUCUACAGGUUUUGCACAUUGCAAUCAUUUCUUUGAUUUCAGCAUUCAUUUUGGACCAAAAUACACACUCUCGUGCACGGUGUAAGCAAGAUUCUGCUCCCAUGUGAGACGAGUGGAUUCUUUGUUUAAUGUCUUGUCGCAGAGCUUGCGGUACGACGACUCUCUCACUCCUCAAUAUUAGUCCGUCCUGAACAGACAGUUCAUCUCUGACGAUGAAAUAAGGCAUUACUUGCAUGGGAGCGUCUUUUCUCUCAGCAGGCCAACCUUGUAAUAUGACAGAUUUAAGGAUUUGAAGUGUCUUGUAUUUGUCUGUCUCGCGUCUGAUCUCUUACAGUCGUUGAUCCGAGAUCAGAAGAAGGCUGGCCGUGUUGACUUGCUCAAAUUCGUUUGCUUCUUCAACGGUCGAUCUCCGCUCGGGAUAUUGGCACUACAACCUUGAUGAAGACUCAAGUCUCCUAGCCACCUUCGCCACACCGUUUGGGUGAUACGGCUGGCGAAGACUGCCCUUUGGUUUAUCGCUCUCUUCGGAGAUUUUCCAGAAAAGGGUUAACAAAUUCUAGAAGGCCUAGAAGGAGUACUAGACAUCACAGAUGAUAUUUUGAUAUACGGUGUUGAAAACACUGAAAAAGAAACCAAUUUAAACCAUGAUCGAAAGCUCCUAAAAUUCCUAGAAAGAUGUAGUUGCAUGAGCAUGGCUCUUAAACCGGAAAAACAUAAAUUGUGACGAAAGAAAGUCACUUUCAUGGGACAUGAACUGACAAAUGAAGGAAUCAAAAUCGAUCAGCAGAAAGCCAAAGCAAUCUUGGAAAUGCCUAACCCCACCAAUGUGGAGGAAGUUCAACGCCUGAAUGGCUUUGUGGAUUACCUUGCAAAGUUCCUGCCCAAACUCGCUGAGAGCUUGGAGCCAAUACGUCGACUCACCCACAAGAAUGAAAGAAACUGCCUUUCAAGAAAAUAAUACAGAAACUCGUCACAGAGGCGCCGGUUCUCAGCUACUACAACCCUUGUAGUGACCUACAAUCUUGGACAAAACUGUUGAGAAAAUUGCAUACUUGGAGGGCAUUUUUUCUAAACUUCGUAGCCGACCAAUUCUUCCCUCCCCCCCUCUCCCUGGAAGCAGUGUUGUUGGGUCUUCAAAAGAAAGCCCGAUCCCUAAGCAUUUGUAGGAAGCAACUUUGAACUGGGGGAGGGGGUUUUCUUUACGCAAAGCCGUUGAUUCGGAAAUAGUUUUGUUGCGUUAGGUAGUGCGCAUUAAUAAAAACAUUUCCUCAAGUAGUUUUGUCCAGGAUUGUAGCUAUCCAAUGCGACGCCAGUCAAAAGGUACUAGGCGCAGCCUUCCUUUAAGAUCAGAAACCUGUGGCUUACGCUAGUCAUGCGCUCACAGAAACUGAGACACGCUAUGGCCAGAUAGAGAAAGAAAUGUUAGCCAUCGUUUACGCUCUUGAGAAGUUCAAUCAGUUUACCUAUGGAAGACACGUCACCAUUUACAGCGAUCAUAAACCCCUUGAGGCCAGUUCAAAGAAGCCCUUAGCACAUGCACCCCGACGACGACAAGGUAUGAUCAUGAGGUUUCAAAAGUACGACUUUGAUGUGCAGUACGAAAGAGGAAAGAAUAUGUACAUAACAGACCUCCUAUCUAGAGCCUUUCUGCGAAACACCGACCAUGAGGAUAUUUUAGCCUUUGAUACCUCCGGGAGAAUGUCAUCAAGGACGGGAAGCUGAUAGCGCUCUCUUUUUAGGGCUUUGUUAAGUGUUCUCGGGUCUAUGCAGAUCAUAAGGGUUCCUGAUUUCUUGGUCGCUGUAACUACACUACUGGCCCAUGGCGUUGGCUUGUCAACUGUGAAGAUGACUCCUAACUCUUCAAGUCGUGUGAGUUCUGUCUUGAAUUUUUCUUUUAGUGCUGUGGGUAUUCUGUGAGUUGGAGUGACUUCAGGCCUCGCGGAUUCAUCCACUUCUGUGUGUACAACUCCAGAAAAGCAGCCAAGUUGUCGUUCAAACACAUCAGGGCCCAGUUGUUCGAACGCGGGUUAGCGCUAACCCGGGUUAAAUUUUAACCCGGGUUUCUUUUUCCUUAUUAUCAAAGCACUCUCUCGGAUAAUUUUCUCUAUUUUUUUUAGCAUAUCCAAUCAUCAAAUUGUAGGCAAAGAGAAUUCAACUGAAUUGGCUUUUUAAGCUCUUAUAUCUGAGUUCAAAAAUUAGCAAUAACCCUGGGUUAUCUUAACCCAGCUUCGAACAACUCGGCCCAGAGGAUUAGAUUACCACUUGGUCAAGAGUCAACAGAUUGUUCACUUUUGGUUUACUCCUCUUAGGCGGUGGAGCUGGCUUGAAGUUGUCCCAAUUCACAGUGAUCAAUUUCAUGUGCUGUGCUGCUCUAGCUCCCAUCAAGGGAAGCAAUUCUUCAUUGACCACGACAAAUUCCACUGAGUAUUUGUAGCGAUUGGCUGGGUUCGUUGCCGUCCCAAGUGGCGUGACUUCCGUUUUGUUCCACAUGAUGAGGGUUUUUGAAGUGGGUGUUAAUUUGUGCUUGUCAACUAUGCUCUUGGGGAUGAUAUUUAUCAAAGAGCCGCAAUCCAUUUGAAAUAUGACUGAUUUGUCAUCAAUUACCAUCUCAGAAGAGAUUUCUUUUGCAAAGUGGCGCUUAUCAGAUGGUCCAACAGAACACACGUUUUCUGCUAUACUAGGUAUGUAAUCAACUUCUUCGUCAUCCUCAGCGGGGCUAUCUGUUGGUUCGAUAUUGUGCACAUUUUUGCCACUCUUCUUACAUUUGUUUGCGAAAUGAUUUCUUCCUCCACACUUGUUACAAUUAUGUCCCCAGGCUCGACAUUGACCGCGAAGAAAGGGGUGAUUUCCACCACAGAAGUUACAAGAUUUUCGUGACUUGCCAUUCUUUCCAUUCUUUCCGUUCCGAUUAUUGUAAUUGCGGUGGCGAUAGUUUUCUUGUUUUCCCUUUAUUUGAUGAACAUCUUCAGACGUUUUUGCCUUGCAGUUGUGAAGCUGUCGAUUCGUUGCUCCGGCAGAUAUCUAUACACUUGUUGAGUGUUUCGUUCCUGUAAUAAUCAUUUUCUUGUCUGCGGGUUGCACACACCUAAUAAGAUCCUAUCUCGAAUGAGGGUGUCUCUCAAACAUUCGCAGAAAUUGCACGUCUGUGCGAGAGUACGAAGCGUUGCGAUAUAUGAGUCAAUAGAUUCCUCAGGUGACCGGUUUCUGCUGUUAAACACAUAACGCUCAUACGUCUUGUUAAUUUCGCCAAUUGUGAAUUCUUCGAACUUGUUUAUGAUGCAUUCCAAUUUCUCGCUAUCAUCUGGGUUUUCAAAAGACACACCAUUAACAAUCUUUACGGCCCCAGGACCUAUGCAGUGCAGCUACCUUGUAUAGAACUUUGUAUGCUUCAGGCUGCGAAGUAAUAUUCAUGAUUAUUGCGUAGUUUUGCCACGCUUGGUUGAAGGUCUUCCAGUUGUCCGCCACGUUCCCUUUCACGUCCAAAGGACGGGGAGGGUGAAUUCCUUGAAUAGGGGAAAUAUUGCUUGCUAUAGCGUUUGCGGCGGUAGAAGGAGUUGCAACAGUGGACGUAUUAGUAGAAGUCGUUUCGUCUCUAUCACUCAUGAGUGUUGUAAUAAAAAUUGCGCUGCCACCAUGUUUCAAUAAGCUUUAUACGGUACUAGAUGGGCCGAAAUACAGUGAACAAGACGCGAUGUUGACCACAAGUGUUAAAUUGGGUGUCAUUUAAGUGUACAUAAUAUUGAUCUGUUGAUAACAUAUUGUAACAGAUUUAUCAGAGUUUCAAAGACUUAAAGCAAUGAUUGCCAAAAAAAAUGAUAUUAAUUAUUGUGAUCCUGAACGUGACGUUAACGUAUUUUGAAUUUUGUACCUCUAUGUUACCUGGGUGACAAAAAGGUGAAUUAAAUUAUAAAGAAAUUAGAAAAAAAGGACAAGGUUAGUUCCUUCUUCUUGCUUUCAAGUCAUUUCUACUGUCCUCUGUUUUCCUCAAGCAUUUUGUUGUUUUUAAUAGAAUACGCUCUGCAUUCAUUGUCGAUGGAAUUUUCAGAAUGAGCUGAUGCGAACCCAAAAUAAGAUAUCAUUUUAGGAUUUUUUGCUAACUUUCAUUUUCGGGGCCUAAUAAGUUGUCAAGAAAUAAAUGUUGUUUCUCUGUUGGUGACGCAUGCAUCUGUUGAAGGAGUCAUCCAUUAAUGAUGAGGCAAAGUUCCUGGCAGUAAGGCUUGAGAAACCAAAAACAUGAAACAUGAACCUUUGAAGCAAAAUCACCCACUUCUUCAGAAAAAAAGAGUUCUCUUCCAUUGUACAAAGGAUCCUGCAGCCCAAAACCAUUGCUGAUUCAUUAAUAAUCGAAGAGGCUUCAACACUUGCCAUCUCUGCGGUCUGCCAAUGCAAAAUUAAAACACAGAAGAAGGAGCUAGCCAUGCAUGUGUCCAGUGAUCUCUGCUAUGACGAAAAACUGAAGCCCUUGUUCAUCAAUGACCACACUGUCAGAAACAUAUUAUUCUAAUUCGCCGAUGAGCUCCGUGAUAUGACAAUAUUAAUCUCCAAGACAUCUUAGUUUGGUAUGACAUAUCCUCACUCUUUAUUACCUUUACCAAAAUACGUACCUGUAGAUACAGGUAAUUGUAAGACCACAAAAAGAGCCUUUGAAAAUGAUUGUAGUUCAAGAAAGAACUGCAGUACCAAACAUCAAGACUUGCCAUUAAAAAUUGGCUACAGUGGAACCUCGAUUUAACCAACCUCAUAUAACGAAGUCCUCGGUAUAACAGACGAUUUUCAUCGGCCUGGCCAAAAUUGCAGUAAAAUGUAUGGAACAGAACCUUGAUUUAACGAAAUCCUCGUUAUAACGAACAAAAUCCCCAAGUGUAAAUGUAAAAUGUACCUCGAUAUAACGAAUAAAUCUCAUAUGUGAUAAAAGAUGAAUGCCAAACAGACCAACAAGCUACUUGUAGGAUAAAAUUUAUGUGGCAGUAGUUUUAAGGUGAUUCCCUAGUAAAAGAACCUAACAUAGAUUGCAGAUGAAACUUUGUACACUGAUGUAACAAGUCAAGAAGAUGAUAAAAAAGUAAUAAAAAGUGGGGGUCACCGUGCUCGUUUUGACGUCACAAUGCUGACAAAUACGGCUAUUUUGGACCCUUUGACAAAAAGCGCGCGCAGCCCAAAACUAGGCAAAAAGGAAAUAUUUUUUCAAUGAUGCAUGGGGUAUGGCACAGAAUUUGACUUUAAUGUAUUGUUUAUCCACUUACGUACUAGAAAAAUGCCUUUUAAUUCCUUUAUUUUUACUUUACGCUCACACGCGCUAUUCGACACGUGAUAGCUCAAUCCGUACAAUUUAGUAAAAUUGCCAAAAAACUGAACAUAGAAUUGUGCCAGUUUUUUUCUCACCGAAAGAAAGCACUGUCCUUAUUAAAAUCAUGAAAUAAAAAAUGGGGGUCGCCGUACUCGUUUUUGCGGUAGAGCUGCAGAAAGUGCGCACCAAAUGCAUUUUCCUUGAUUUUUGAGAGAGGACUGGGGCGAGUUUCAAAAUAGAAUGUAUGCGAAAGGGGGAAGAAAGUAUUAAAAAAUCCGUUUUUACAGAAUUUACAUCGAGAUAUCACAUUUAGGACACAAUGUGGUAAAGAAAGCGUUUAAAUGAAAAUCAAAGUGAAUAAGCACAAAUUAAACAUCCACUAUCGAGGUUCUCCGUGAGGAAGUCGAACUCAGCAACACGCGUACUGCUCACGUUAUGCACAUUCCCACCACAUUGAGUCUCACCUCGGCAAGAAACAACCGGAAGCAAAAAUUGCAAUAGCGUUUCUCUUCGGUCAACUUCAUUUUAAUAACGUUACUUCACAUGCUCUUUUUUACGGAGGCCAUCUUGUUAUGCGCAGUAAGAGAUGCGCAGUGCAAAACCAAGGAAUCACCUUAAGCAGUUUUGUUUGCCUAUUUUUGAGUUUUUAGUGCCAAAACUAUGUAUAGCUCAUUACUGAAAUGUUAUUACAGUAAUUUUUCAGAUCCGGAAAUGCUGGGUUUCGUAAAUUGACAAUUAACUAUACGUGUACCUCCAUAAUAACGAACAUUUUGGUAGUUUUCCCAAAAAUUCGAUAAUUGAACAAAUUUCCCAAGUCCCCUAUUGGCACUUUGUUAAAUCGAGGUUCCACUGAUUUCCGUUCGAAGGAAACCUGUAUGAGUAGGUUGAAAGUUUAACAUCGAGAAACAGCUAGAAACAAAAAAUAAGUUGCCUGCUUUUUACAAACGCAGUGUCGAUGAUAUGCUUAGCGCAAUGCCUGAUGUUGAAACAGCCUCUGAUAGUCCCUGAUGAUGCUAAACGACAUUCAUCCUUCUAUCAAUUUCACAAUGGAGGUUUAAGUUAAUGGCAGUCUCUUCUUUCUGGGAAUGGACAUAAUCAGGAAUCGAUGCCAGUUGGACACAAACGUGUACAGGAAGUCAAACAACGGACACUGCAGGUCACUGUUUCUUUACCACAGCUACGUGGAUGGUAUAUAAAUGGCGUGAAGUCUACCAUCUGCCAGUUUAAGUGUCAGAUGAUUACUAACACAACAAAAAGUUGUUGACAAGAAUGAAGCCCCAAUCACGAUUUUGCUGCCUUUCAAACACCAGAAAUCUACAACGGAGUAUGCAGACAACUUGGAGAGCUUAGUUGGAAGAUCAGUGCAACUAUCAUCCUGGUGAACACAGGUUGAAAGAACAGGGAUGAAAUCAAAGUGAGGGAAGACAAGCCACCCCUUGUGAAUCAAAAAUAUGUGUGUGUAUCAUUUUCAAUAUAACCUGUUUGUUAUAGGUUAUGUGGGUUGCACUUGCCAGCACCUUCUAGCAGUGAAUUGAAGAACACAAGGGAUGUGCAAUAGGAAGCCAACUGAUCGAGGGAUCAGCACGUUAUUAUGUCCCCAAAUGACAUUGCACAAAUGUUAACGACUCCGGUGGUUGAGCCGCUGUCCAUCCUCGUAAGUAACUGAUCAAUAAACUGUACAGAGGCUGUAACAGUGGAGGAUUUCAGUCUGAAACCAAACUUUUUUGAGGAGAUUAAAUAAAAUAUUAUUCUCUGUCAGGUAUCCAGAAAAUUAGGUAUGGACGGCUCUUUCUAAGAUCUUGCUCAAGUCAAAGUGGACAAGAUGAAGAUUGGUCUACAAAAUGAUGCAUGGAUCUCGUCUAUCACCUUUCUCAUGCAGUGGUACAACCCUCGCAUUUUUCCAAGUAGAGGGAAAAGUCCCUGUCCGUAACGAUAGGUUGAACGACAUAGUCAAGGAGGAGGCAACAGCGUGUACAUGUAGAAUUAUUGACUUUUGGUACAAACUCGUGCUAAGUUCAUAAUUUUUUAUACUGAUAGUUUCAUUUCUCAAGUAUGUUAAAGAUAUUUGCUUCCAAUCUGUGUGGGCUUUAAAUUCCCAGUUGUAAAUUUGCUCUUACUAGAAUUUAAGUAGAUUUUAGUGGAGCUCUCGCGCAGCGGAGCACCAUGGGUAAGAAAAUGUGGUAAAAUAACUCAGUCAACAGGUAUGGCAACCCAAAUGCAACUCGCGGUUUUUUUGACGGGAAAUCGGAUAGCCACCCGCGUCCUGUGAAGCAGAGACAACUAAAGAGUCAAUGAAGACGAAAACGGAAAGUUAAAAUUGUCUCUGUAUCCAUGUUUUCUAAAGUAUUAAGCUUUAUUUAGAUUAAUUCUCAUGUUCACAAAUUUGGAAUAUGGAGUAAGAGAAAGACAGAGAAAAAGAGAAAAUAGGCGGCAGGCCAGCGAAGCUCAACGAGAAAAAGGGCGACGGAGAUCUAGAGCGAGAGAUAAAAACAAAGGAGGCAUUUUUUUUGUCGGAAGAACAACAUGAAAAUUUUGUAGCGGCGGUGACAAAAUGAUAAAUGCUAGCGGCCACCAACGCAAGGUGAAAAGGAGCUGCAGUGAAAAAAAGUGAACAAGAAAACGUAAGACAUUUCCUCCAUAAAACGUGUAACUAAGACGUUUCUGUAAGUUUCACGUUGUAGUCGUGCAAUACAGCGACAAAUAAAUGUAAAAAACAAGUGUGCUGCACGUGCAAAGUUGCUUUUUUGCUAAUUAGACCUAUUGUUGUUUUUCACCGUUCUCCGGCGUUGCCUUCGCCGCUUAGCAUUGCACUAUUUUAUAUUUUGUUUGAACAAACUAUAAAUAUUAUCGAGAGCUUCGCUUUUAACCCUUGCUAAAUCUCAUAUAUUAUAGCCAUCGCUUAGGUACUGAGAUUACCUGUGUUUCACCUUUAGGUUAAUAGACUGGAGAUUUGUGUCAUCCCAAGCAAACAUGAACCACCGGUUUAUGAGAGAACUGGAAGACGUUGAAAAAGAAAACUCUGGCUUUUUGAUUCUGAAGCAUUGCCCUGAUGAUGUCAACAAUGUCAACAAAAGGUGCAAGGGUGCAGUGACCUAUGAUUAUCCNACAGAGAAAAAGAGAAAAUAGGCGGCAGGCCAGCGAAGCUCAACGAGAAAAAGGGCGACGGAGAUCUAGAGCGAGAGAUAAAAACAAAGGAGGCAUUUUUUUUGUCGGAAGAACAACAUGAAAAUUUUGUAGCGGCGGUGACAAAAUGAUAAAUGCUAGCGGCCACCAACGCAAGGUGAAAAGGAGCUGCAGUGAAAAAAAGUGAACAAGAAAACGUAAGACAUUUCCUCCAUAAAACGUGUAACUAAGACGUUUCUGUAAGUUUCACGUUGUAGUCGUGCAAUACAGCGACAAAUAAAUGUAAAAAACAAGUGUGCUGCACGUGCAAAGUUGCUUUUUUGCUAAUUAGACCUAUUGUUGUUUUUCACCGUUCUCCGGCGUUGCCUUCGCCGCUUAGCAUUGCACUAUUUUAUAUUUUGUUUGAACAAACUAUAAAUAUUAUCGAGAGCUUCGCUUUUAACCCUUGCUAAAUCUCAUAUAUUAUAGCCAUCGCUUAGGUACUGAGAUUACCUGUGUUUCACCUUUAGGUUAAUAGACUGGAGAUUUGUGUCAUCCCAAGCAAACAUGAACCACCGGUUUAUGAGAGAACUGGAAGACGUUGAAAAAGAAAACUCUGGCUUUUUGAUUCUGAAGCAUUGCCCUGAUGAUGUCAACAAUGUCAACAAAAGGUGCAAGGGUGCAGUGACCUAUGAUUAUCCAGAUAUUUUACAGGUUAAUUAUCUGCCUCUUUUCUAAAAGUGUAUUCUAUUUAUAAAAGCUUUUAUCAUUUAGUUACAGGUCUGGUAAAUGUUAGCCUUUUUUACAGUCUUCUGAGUUGCAGAAAGGGCCAUUUUUAAUUGAUUUUCGUUCUCUUCCAUUUAAUGUACUCCUUCCGCUUAUCUUGUGGGUAUAACGCCAGGGUGACUGGCCAUGGGACCUGAUUAGAAAACUUGCCCACUGCAUAUUCCACAGGCUUUGGAAAAGCGUCUUUAGUUUUCGGGCAAACAGUAUUUUGAAAUUAGAUGGGGAUUUUAUAUCAAACUGAAAGUUUCCCGACUGCGUGCAUAGCCACACAAGCCGUGAUUGAAACAAUAGCCGUCGUGUACGAACUCAUGAGAAGAACUCAGGAGAAACUGUUCGCUGAUUUGGCACAAUAAUACAAAGCAUUUUUUGUGCCCAAUCAGGAGCCGGCAUCCGGUUGAAUUUUUGGAAAUAGUUCGGUGAGAGUCGGUACCCAGGGGCUCUUUUGCCCGUACUUGAAAACUUUCGUCCCGCCUUUUCUCCCGACCCGACUGACUGCCCCUGGGUCUCCGAGGAUGAACAUAUUCCAAAAUGACGGCAACACUACCUUUUUUGUGUGCCUCAAUUUCACUUGCACAAAUUGCAAAAUAAAUUUUAACUUGAAGUGAGGCAUGAAGAUGGAAUUAUCAUAAAGAAAAAAAGUUUAAAAAAUUGUGCCAUUUUGGAAUAAGAUGUACGUAUUUGUUUGUGUUUUUGUUGACCAUGCGGGUCUGUUGGGUAUUUCAAAAUGAGUGACUGAGCAUGCUGCUUUCUGAAGUAGUGACAGUGGAAUCCCGCCUUACAGCCACCUCGGUAUUAUGGUCACCUCAUUACUACGGCCAAUAAAUAUCCUGAAGAAUAAUCGACCGUCGAUAAAGUAGGAUGUGAAAAGUGAAGAAAUCCUGUUUCGUGUAGAAUUAAUGGCCUCCUCAUUUGUUAUCUAAUCUCCAAGGAAGCGAGAUAACGCUUUUAAGAGCAUUGUUGUGUUUUUAAUCCCUCAAGGUGAAAACUGUUGUUCCCUGUUUGGCUUCCAGGUGGGGAUUUAUCUUUCAAAAACCGUCUGUGAUAACUACAAAACAGCAUUUUCUUUUGCAACAAAUUACAGCAACAUUUGCAUAGUCCUUAGAAGUAAUACGCAAUGGAGGCUCCCUUGCGCGCGCACCCAGUUCUUUCUUGUGCCCAUUACUAUGGAGUCCUCCAUGACUCUUAAAACCUCUGAUAUAUAUAUGAACACUUUUUUGAGCUUUCUAAUUUUUGCAACUCUAGUCUGCUACAGCUUUACCUAUGGAUUCCAAAUUUAAGUAGUAAAGUAGGCUCAUACAUUUUGUAUUUUACAACUGCACAAAGAAUCAACAGGCUGUAUUGAAUGUAUAUGUUAACAUACAGAAACUACUGUUAAAGCACCACAAGCUUAUUCAGGCCAAACAUUGAAUUCUUGAGUCUUUUUUUCCUUUACCCUCCCAAGGCAAAGAGGUGCGAUAUUUAUUUCUCUUUAGGGAUUAAUGCCUCAGCAGUUUGGGUUGUGUCCCAUUGAUAUCUUGGGUUGUCCAGGACUUCCAGACAACCGUUAAUUUCAAGCCAUGUUGUAGAAAGGGAUAAAUUGGAUUCCCAGGGAAUAUAUUUUGGAUAAAACACUAAAAAAAAAACAAUGGCCUAUGGCUUUGUGUUGGAAGUGACUGGUGAGAUGAUCAACAUUGUUCUCUCUUAAAACCUUUUGCAAUGCCUUGCUAAGAUUGCAUGGAGGGUUUGUGUACCCUGCCAGGUCAGUUAAAUUAACUUUUACUAUCCAAAACUGGAGUGUAGGCACACUGGAAAAUUGAGAAAGGGUUUUUUGAAUGUGGGCGAGGUUAAGAACUGUUUUUUUUCUUUUUUCGCUGUAGCGCAAUGUUAAUUAUUUAAAUAAAAUUAGAUGUUUGCUUAUUCCUGUGAUAGCAUGCCGAGUUCUGUCUAGUGAUACGUGGAGUCAGGUUGGGUCAGUCAACACUGUUAGAUGCAUUGAUGAUGGUAAGACUGUAAGCCUUUAAAGCACACUUACUAGGUAGUGACAAACUGAAAUCCAUUCAAAAUCCUAAAUUUGCUAUUGCCUUCUGUAAUCGAUAUUUAAGUUCUGUUCAAGAAGAAUCACUUGAAUGGUCACAAUGUACAAUUUUGUUUGUAAAAUUCAAAUCAUGUUUACUUAACAGCUGUCACUAAAUAGCCCUUUGCACUAAUGAUGUCACAAAUUUCUGGUUCCUGGUGUGACUCAGACAUCUUGAAAAUAAUUAAUUUAAACAUGGAAAUAACUUUAGAUGAGUGAUGUUAUCCCUAAUGUAGUAUCAUUACUGUGAGCACAAUUUGUUACGGCAUUCCGCUAAGAAAAUGUACCGAGAGCAGGGCCCGGAGCAGGACAGCAAAGUUGUUCGUAAAAGGGCACAUUUGGUUACAAAUCAUGCAAUUACAAGGAAUGAUCAAUAUUUUUAGUGCAAAGGCAAUACUUGUUCACUAUUAUAUGGGUAUCAGAGUUCAAAAUAGCAGCUGGCAGCCCGGCACUUUGACCAUACGAGCUGGCGACUUUUCACCCAAGAAAUAGAAAAUGUCAUGCUAAAAUUGAAGUUGUCUCAUAUCAGACAAUAAAGCAGCCAAAAAACGUUUUAAAGGGCUUUUUGGAAAAAUGAGUAGAUAAAGGUUUGGAAAUUUCAAGCGUGUUGCAAAAGUUGAAAAGGAGAAUUCUUGUUCACCGUGAACAUGCAACUAAUUCUUUUACGCGUUUGUUCAAGGGUGAGACAUGCAAGUUUGCGCUAGACAAACUGUUGCGUUACCGCCUUUGUGUUUCUGCAAGUGUAAUCAAGAUUUAGUUUGCACAAAAACCUGUUUAGUGCCGUUUUUGAUUGAGAAGCCUUUUCACUCAUGCAAAUGAAAGUCAGUUUUGUAUUCAUAUUGCUCGACAGAACAGAUUUCCCAUGUUUGUUCUCCGCCAGGGGUUCUCCGCCCUGGUUUGUGAGUGAAGAAAUAAUAAUUUCUAAUAAUGAUGCACUAUUGAUGGGACGUGCUCAUUCAUUAUUGACAGCUGAGAAUAAUAAACCCUGACAUAAAAAGUCUACAGAUUCGGGCUAAAUGCUGUGAUUUAUUUUGAACCUUGGAUAUCAAAAUACUGUAUGAUGUGAAGUAUAUAUGAAAUAAUUCAUUUUUGAACUGCGGUUGUAGAUGAAAGUGAAGAAUGGUCAUCGCAGUAAAUUUUCCAAUUUAAGCAAUUAGAAAGAAGAAGCCUGAAAAAAAUCAGGGCUUCAACGGGAUUCGAACCUCGCUCCCAAUGUGUGGCUUCAUAGCUCAGUUGGUAGAGCAACGCACUGGUAACGCGGAGGUCACGGGUUCGAAAUCCCGUUGAAGCCCAGAUUUUUUUUUUCAGGCUUCUUCUUUCCAAUUGCUUAAAUUGGAAAAUUUACUGCGAUGAUCAUUCUUCACUUUCUUAAAAUACUGUAUGGGACCUACAGUGUACUGGCCGCGCAACCAAACGUGAUUUAUACAAUUUCCUGUUUGUGCUCAUGUUGGUGUGCUUUUAACAGCUUUGAAAUUCUGCCACAGAUCCGAUUUCAAACGCCUAGUUUGAUCAGGUCGCUUUAUUUUCUGAUUUUUAAGAUUGAUUUCAGUUAAUUAUACCAGGUUGUGCUCCCUAUAUCAGUAAUGCCUUAUUGGAAUAAGGUUCAAAAUACAAAUUUAAAACAUUCAUUGCUGGAAGUGCAUGUUGUUCAUACAAAACCCAGUAGAAUGCAAACAUUGUCUGCGGCACGUGUGUGUUCUUAACUUUCAGAAAACCUACUUCUAGUAAUAGUGCAAAGCGCUGUUCCUUUGUCAGUAUUGAUGUAUGAAGUAUUGUUGUGUUGGUAUUAAUAGUAGCAUUACAAGGGCUAAGCUCAUGUAUUGACAGAGUGAUUUUAUCUUUAUAUAUUUUAGGGGUGUAUCCCUGUUAUUGUCAGUGAUGAUUACGUUUUACCUUUUUCUGAUGUGUUAGAUUGGAAAAGGUCAGUUGCAGUUUAUUUAUUUGGUAUUUUUGAUAGGCAUUUCAUUAUUUUUACCUAUAUAAAUUUUACAAGUGUGUAUUUAAUGAUUAUCUUUUCCAAGUAUGGCGUACUAUAAUUAUUAAAGCAAUAGAGAGCUUUCACUGAAAAAAACUACAGCAUGAUGUUGUCACUCAACAUCAUGCUCUAGUUUUUUUCAGUGAAAGCUCUCUAUUGCUUUUAUCCGAGACAGUUAUGCAAACCGAAGAUGAGUUCAAGGGAUUGCAUAGUUCUCGAGAAUUCUCCUGACCCUGUGACUGUUUACACAUACCACACUAUGCACGAACGACAAAAGGGAACUACUUUAAAAAUUUUUAAAGUAACUCCUUAAGUGAAAGCUAUUUGGCAGAGAUUAUGGGCCGUUUUAUUCCCAGCAUGGGAAAAUAUUUAUUACAAAGCUGUAAUGCUGUCUCAAAUUCCAAUUUAAAUUUGUUUCACUAUUCAACUUUUUUUUUUUUCGUCAACAAAGAGAGGCAAGACUCUUUGCUAACGCAUAAGGGUGCUGGAUAAAAUAGAAUUCUUACAAGGCUUGAAGUGUUGUACGCAAAGUUUUGCAUGCAUAGCCAGCUCUUGUUUUUCAGAAGUUGUAAUUACAAAACAGAUUUUCAUUUUUGCAGUGAUUUUUCAAUUUUGAACUGUUGAAGAAAUGGGUAAAUAAAAUAAACAUGUCAAAAAGUUUAAUUAACGCCCGCGUCGCAAGUGGAGGUUGGGUACCCAUGGGCCAGGGGGCUGCAACCGCAAUCAAACCCCAAGGCGGAAGAACACCCACAGGCUUACCAACCAGCAAGCCCAACACGAGCCCCAGCCCCCCACUACGGCACCCAUCACACUGAGGCCAGAAGCCCAGUGGAAGUAAAAUGAACACACCCCUGAAACAAAGAAAAAAACCGGGACGGAGGGAGACCCUAAACCAAGAAAGCGGAGGCAGGGAGGGCAACCAAGAGAAACGCUACGCUACUACAAUGCCACGCCAUGCUAACAAAGCUUCGAGUACAAUGCAAACACAACGUAGGCACAUGGCCUGCGCAUGCGCUGAAGCGACAUACCGCUGGACAGGAAUCUGUCCCCAAGCUCACGAACAAUGGUAAACGCUACAAACGCAAACAUAGUCACGCAACAGCGCUACAGAUGGCUAAAACGCCACCAAAGAAUGCCAAAACACUAGAGACCAUAGCUCCCAGUCGUUAAUUACAUUAAAUAUGAUUUAAUAGUAUUUUAAAAACAUUUUUGUUGCUUAAUUAGUGGACAGCAAGACGUGAUGAUGCCACAACUGUGUUUACAUACUGUCAUGUCAUUCAUACUGUCACUCACCUCUCAGCCAAUCAGAGCAUGAGAUCAAAACACAAAUUAAAUUUUGUAAGCUCUAUAAAUUGAAGUUGAUGUGGUUAUUUUUAUGAGGGUGUUGACAACAAUGCCAUAGUAUAGUACUUACAAGGAGUGUGAAGACUGCUUACACUGUAAGUAUUUUCGAAUACUCGUGAAUGUACUAUUAUUGCUAUUAUAAAAAUCACGCCAGGCAAAACAUACCAACAAUCACGUGGGUACAGCUAUUUAUUUUUUAUUUACGUAAUGAACAUAUAAUACGUGCAGUUUAAAUGCAAACUGGUGUACACAGUGCAUCAACUCUAUUAAAUUUAACCUUAGCUUGCAUAUGCUAAGUGUAAAGCUGAAACAGCAGAAAGUAUAUUACGGAGUUCAUUUUACUAAAUAGAUAGCUUAAACGAAAUUUUUAUUGUUUGUAGGGCUGCAGUUCAAGUUGUGGAAAAGGAGAUCAAACGCAUCCCAGCCAUUCUAAAGGAAAUCCCAGGAAGACAAGUCACAGACAUGAGACGACAGGUAGGUAAAAUAGUUCAUCGGAAAGAAGUACCAAUUCCAGGGUUGAGGAGAACUUGUAAUUAGAGGAUUAAUGCUUGUGACCCUGCAAUAACAAACGAUGUUAUUCUUAUCAAAACUUUAUUUGUCAAAGUCCAAUGAUAAUAUCAGAGGUUCUUUCCAUUUCACUUGAUCAACAAAUAGUCUAUCAGAAUGACAUGAACAAAACAUGGUAAUUGUCCGCCAUCUUGAAAAACGUCCGACGUUAUACCGCUGACCUCGUGAUAAGGCAUCACAAAAAUCAACCCAUAGGGGGGGGGGGCUUAGGCCCUAAUUAUUGUAUUUUAGAAUAAAUUGAAUAAAUGUCUAUCGAAAACUGACCAAUGUGGCUCAAAACGUGAAGAAAGUGGCUUCAAAGAACCUCAAAAAGCCCAAAGUUGGCGAAAAUUCUAAAAGUUGCCAAAAUUCUAAAAAGUUGCCGAAAAUCUCAAAAGUUGCCGAGCAACUUGUGGCUAAGCCUACCCUAAACCAUAUAAACUCUUAAUUUUUUUCACCAUUUCAGUGAUAUUCCUAAAAAUGGGCAAACACAGUGAUUUUCGAAUUAGUUCCUUCCAAGUAGUAGAUGCAUGACGAAUUUUACAGAAUAAAAAAACUGAACAUUUUUAAAGAGUUUAUAUGGUUUUGGGGGACGCUGUCACAAAAUUAUAGACGUAUAUAUGAUAUACGAUGGUGUCAGUUUAUCGAUUAGUGGAAAUUUGAAACUCGCCCCAGUUCCCUACGUAACUCUGAAAUGGCUAAUUAAGUUUAUAACUUAAAUCCCAGAAAACUUCGCACCAACAAAGUUACUGCCGAAAUCACAAGGCGGCUCUAAAUGUAAACCGCAAUGAUUCUUCAUUCGUAGUUCAAUUUAACAAUUCAUAAUUUCGAAUACAAGGGCAAUUUUGCUGUUUACGAUAGAGAUUGUCAAAAUUUUUGAGCUCCACGCAAGCAUGCCAGGCAUACGAUCCGCGUAUCAAACCGACAAUCAAACCGACAAUCCUGCUAAAGUUCCUCAUAAUUAUACAUAAUUAUGCGAAUGUUUUGACAAUCAACCUAUCAAAAUUACUACCCGGUGUUCGGGUGGUGACGUCACUGGACGGCAUUAACGGCCAGUCGAUUCAGACGUUGCUUAGAGGAGAAAACGACUCGAAGUGAUCAUCUGAAAUUCAGGCUACUCCUUGUUUUCAGGACUGGAAUGCUCCUUUCUUUAGCUCCAAGGAAACCGCAACAGUGAGUUUAAGAGUCAAUGUUGUCUCAGAAGCUUUUUGCCCAUUUGUAACCAUUUAAACCUGGAUAUAGAAAGUUUAAGACAAGUCACAGACAUGAGACGACAGGUAGGUAAAAUAGUUCAUCGGAAAGAAGUACCAAUUCCAGGGUUGAGGAGAACUUGUAAUUAGAGGAUUAAUGCUUGUGACCCUGCAAUAACAAACGAUGUUAGUAAAUCAUCAUCUCUUAUUUCGUUUCCUUGUUAGCACCUUGUUUGCUGGUGCAAAGCAGCCAUGAUUCUUAAUCUAAACAGCUGUUUUUUCUCUUUCAGGGAAAAUGGUUUUGGGACAGGUAUUUCAGCUCCAUGGGAAAGAUAGCUCUUGCUACCUUAAGAGUUUUAAAUGACAGAGUGUACCAUUACUCUGCUUGGCAGUAUGAAGUAAGCACUACACUGAUUUGUAGGUUUUGCUAUUUUUCUAUUACAUGUAGUAAAUGCACUAAGGAAUGAACAAAUUAAUGUAACUCAAGAGGAACCAGGAGUUUCACAUGCUUUUUCAUUUAGCUUGUUAAAAGUAUACAUAUAAUAGCCAAUGCACUACACAUUCUAGACCAGUGCAGCAUCAAAUCAGUACCAGGCACUCUCAUUAUUUCAAAGCAGACAUUCUCUUUAAGGCAGAAAUCUAGCCUGGGGCCCAUUUCUCGAAAGUCGCAAUAACCUUUCAGGCCCAAAAAGAUGUUUUAUGUUUGCCGUGUUUGCACUCAAGAUCAAAGUUUCAAUAAUUUUGAAAAUGGUACAAUGAAAUUAUGCAAGAUUGACUGACUUGUGAGCUAGGCACUGUGCUACUAUUCAAAAGGUUUUGAUUUCAAAAUUUGCCUUCAAACCCGAAAAGUUACUGGGCCUUUUUAAACAGGCCCCUGAACUGAUACAAUUCUAAGGGACUGUCCAGUCUCCACACUUGGUGCCCAGGAACCAGUGCCUGGGUACCAGCACAUAAUAGUGUUGUGUUCACACCUGAGUACCUGGUAGGUGACUGUGUGCAUAGUAACUCCAUUUUACCCUGUCAGAUGUUAUUUUAAAACAUGACCUUAACAAUGAGUAUCUGGGCACCUGAUGUGAACACUGCCCAAAAAGACUCACUACCUUGAGAAUUCCCAGCUGCUUCUCACUGUUCACGUCCCCUCCCAUGGGAAUAUUUUGGAAGAUGUCAUUGGCAGUUGUUAGCAGUAGCCAAGUACCUCAUCUAACCAAAUUAACUUGUCCUCAUCAUCUAAUCAUCUAGCCUGAAUUUCAGACGAUUGAUUCGAGUCGUUUUUACUCCCUCAGUAACGUCUGAAUCGACUGGCCGUUAAUGCCAUUCAGUGUCGUCAGUACUCCUUUGCGUUAAUUCAUGCAAAAAGUAAAACACGAUUUUGAACUGGCAAACAAAGAAAUAUUGUCUGGAAAUGUCUACAUGAUACUUAAUUGCUUUACUCUUUUGUAUUGUAAUUCAUGUUUAACGUGUAAACCGUCAAUUGUAUGCGGUACUCUGAACGAAUCUGUUUGUAUUCAAUAAUCAAAUUCGAUCGCAAUCACGCAAUGAAAUAAGCUUUUAAAAAUUACACCCACGGAACACUUCAAAAACAAAACAAUUUGCUUUAAUUGAAAAGAAGCAAUUUGGUCCUUAACAAAGAAGAAAGAAAACAAGAAAGAAAAGCUAAUAGAAUCAUUACACUUGACGGUGGAAAUGACGAGAAGGUCGAAUUGGCCAUUUGGGAGUUGCGUAGGGAACUGAGGCGAGUUUCAAAUUUAAACUGAUCGAUAAACUGACACCACCAUAUGAAAGGUCAUGUUGAGAUUGAUCAUUUGACCAAGUUUGGUGCUCUAAGGUUGAACAGGGAUCAAGUUAUGACUCUUGAAACAUGGUUAAAGAGCCAUACAAACCUCUGUAAUUUUGUGACAGCGUCCCCCUAAACUAGGCUUAGCCACAAGUUGCCGAUGAAUCCCCAAAAAGUUGCCGAUAAAAGUAUCUAAAAGUUGCCAAAAAGUUGCUAUUUUUUUCAAAAAGUUGCCAAAAUUUUUCUGCUUUUCGUACCUUUUUUGGGUGUUAAAGAUUAAAAAUUCGCACAUUGCUUCUUAUCAAAACUUUAUUUGUCAAAGUCCAAUGAUAAUAUCAGAGGUUCUUUCCAUUUCACUUGAUCAACAAAUAGUCUAUCAGAAUGACAUGAACAAAACAUGGUAAUUGUCCGCCAUCUUGAAAAACGUCCGACGUUAUACCGCUGACCUCGUGAUAAGGCAUCACAAAAAUCAACCCAUAGGGGGGGGGGGCUUAGGCCCUAAUUAUUGUAUUUUAGAAUAAAUUGAAUAAAUGUCUAUCGAAAACUGACCAAUGUGGCUCAAAACGUGAAGAAAGUGGCUUCAAAGAACCUCAAAAAGCCCAAAGUUGGCGAAAAUUCUAAAAGUUGCCAAAAUUCUAAAAAGUUGCCGAAAAUCUCAAAAGUUGCCGAGCAACUUGUGGCUAAGCCUACCCUAAACCAUAUAAACUCUUAAUUUUUUUCACCAUUUCAGUGAUAUUCCUAAAAAUGGGCAAACACAGUGAUUUUCGAAUUAGUUCCUUCCAAGUAGUAGAUGCAUGACGAAUUUUACAGAAUAAAAAAACUGAACAUUUUUAAAGAGUUUAUAUGGUUUUGGGGGACGCUGUCACAAAAUUAUAGACGUAUAUAUGAUAUACGAUGGUGUCAGUUUAUCGAUUAGUGGAAAUUUGAAACUCGCCCCAGUUCCCUACGUAACUCUGAAAUGGCUAAUUAAGUUUAUAACUUAAAUCCCAGAAAACUUCGCACCAACAAAGUUACUGCCGAAAUCACAAGGCGGCUCUAAAUGUAAACCGCAAUGAUUCUUCAUUCGUAGUUCAAUUUAACAAUUCAUAAUUUCGAAUACAAGGGCAAUUUUGCUGUUUACGAUAGAGAUUGUCAAAAUUUUUGAGCUCCACGCAAGCAUGCCAGGCAUACGAUCCGCGUAUCAAACCGACAAUCAAACCGACAAUCCUGCUAAAGUUCCUCAUAAUUAUACAUAAUUAUGCGAAUGUUUUGACAAUCAACCUAUCAAAAUUACUACCCGGUGUUCGGGUGGUGACGUCACUGGACGGCAUUAACGGCCAGUCGAUUCAGACGUUGCUUAGAGGAGAAAACGACUCGAAGUGAUCAUCUGAAAUUCAGGCUACUCCUUGUUUUCAGGACUGGAAUGCUCCUUUCUUUAGCUCCAAGGAAACCGCAACAGUGAGUUUAAGAGUCAAUGUUGUCUCAGAAGCUUUUUGCCCAUUUGUAACCAUUUAAACCUGGAUAUAGAAAGUUUCUUACUGGACAGUAACUUGAUGCGAUUUUUGUUGACAGUCUCACCUUGUACCUCCACUGUUUUUUCCUCUGCGUCCUUACAACAGUCAAGGAUUUACUGCUGUUGUUCUGUGUUAUGACCGAGUAGACACCAUGUUUAAGGUCAUCACCAAAAUUGCUGAUACUCCCAGCUUAACAAAGGUACAGUUUAAGACCGCAUGCUAACAUGCUUUUUUUUUUUCCCUGUGGAAACCGGUCUCACGCCAUUUCAAACUUUCAUCUCCUGCAUCAACUCAAAUAGCAUACCUUUAAUGACCUACUAAACGCCCGGUACGUUUAUUUAAUUUAUUUAAUCCAAGGUGGGGCGUUUAAUGGUUAGGAGGUGUUUAAAAGAGAGGCGAUUAAUGAUUAUAACUGUAACAAGCUCAACAAAACUAAUAUGCCCUCGGCAAAAAUAUCAACAGAGUUUAAAAAUAGCGGAAUAUCCACUCCAUCAAUUGAUGCGUCAAGGCCGGAGUCUAGAUCAAUUUCGCUCUUUCAUACCCCAACAUCGACGUGAGAAUCCUUGCUCAGCAUUAUGGUUUUGCCGUUGUUAGUGUAUCCUUGCUUUGAACUUGGCAGUGAGCAAAAUGAAAUGCGCAAAGCCAAGCAAAAAACUGAAUGAAUUGAAUGAUUUUGCUCCUUUUUACUAAUUCCUAGUAUCUUCGCGUAAUUCUCUUAGGGGACGACUGUCAGAGAGAGGCGUCCAAUUAAAUACAAUUUUAACAUCGUAGAGGGGGCGUUUAUUAGAUAAGAGGCAUUUAUUUGGAAGUAGGCGUUUAUUAGGUCAUUUACGGUAGUUGUUUGCCAAUGUUUUAAUUCCACGCAAGCCAUGUACAUAAUCCAUAUUUUCUCCCCUUUUGACAAUGCAUUUUUCAUAUAGAAUAAUAUAUAUAUUUAGCCAGGGCUAAAAUAUUUAUAAUCAUAUACCUUAUUAUAGGAAAUUAACGCGAAUCGUUAAAAUUCGCGUUAGUUUAAGUCGCGUUAAUUUUGUUGAGCGUUAAUUUCGGCGACGUUAAUUAAGUGCAGAGUUAAUCUCCGCGCUCUUAAUUUCCAGUAUUUUAACCCCAAUUUUGGAACCUGUCCGGACACUCUUGACACCUAAGAAAAACAUUAACUACAAGCUUUCUUUCUUUCUAUUUACCCUUUAUUUUUCAUCUUUCACAAAAGCGAAGGCGAAGGUUUACAAUAUUUAGAGUUCAUCUUCAUCGUUGUCGCUGUCAAAAGUUAUGUUUGAUUUUGGUCAAGAUAAUCGCGUUAAUUUCCUUUCCCUUCCCUACCUCCUCUUUGCGUUAAUUUUCUUUAUUCCAAAGUCGUUUUCCAUUAAAUUCGCGUUAAUUUAAGUGGCGUUAAUUUCCAAUACCUUAAUUUCAUGGAGCGUUAAUUUCCUGUAAUAAGGUAGUAGAUAAUAUUUAUAGUUCGUUCAAACAAAAUAAAUCGUUUAUUGCUAAGCGGCGAAGGCAACACCGUAGAACGGUGAAAAACAACAAUACGUUUAAUUACCAAAACAACCAACUGUGCACGUGCAGUAAACUUUUUUGUACAUUUCUUUGUCGUUGUUUUCCACGACUACAGCGUCAAACGUCCAGAAAAUUUUCUUAGUUACACUUUUAAUGGAGGAAAUGUCGUACGUGUUUUCGUUCACUUUUUUUCACCGCCGCUCAUUUUCACCUUGUAUUUGAUUAUUGGCCGCUCGCAUUUUGUCACCGCCGCUACCAACAAAAAAAAAACGUCUCCUUUUUUUAUGUCUCGCUCUAUAUCUCUGUCGCCCUUUUUCUCGUUGAGCUUCGCUGGCGUGCCGCCUUCUUCUCUUUUUCUCUGUCUUUCUCUUUCUUUACAUUCCAAAUUUGUGGUCAUGACAAUUAAGCUUAAUACUUAAGACAACGCGGAUACAGAAACAAUUUCUGCUUUCCGUUUUCGUCUUUAUUGACUCUUUAGCUGUCUCUACUUUACAGGACGCCGGUGGCUAUGCGAUUUCCCGCCAAAAUAACCUCGAGUUGCAUUUGGGUUGCCACACCUGUUGAUUGAGUUAUUUUACAUUGGUUUGCCUGUGGUGCAGGCGGGCAGGCGGGCGGGCCUACGGUCACGUGAUUACCAAACUUUCUCGGAUGGGUAGAUUACAGGGUUUUCCCUCGAUAUUUUCCUUUCGUAGUCCCUAAGAUUCCUUUAACCCAAGGUUGAGGGUCCCAGAGGGAACAGUGGAAGUCCUAAGGUUAGCAUUGUUUCAAAUUCCAGGAAAUCUUUGAAACAUUUUCGGGUUUCUUGUUAAAAAGAGAAGCAUCACUACAACCGUUCGCAGCCUAAAGUUCCGUUAUUGGAAUUUAUCAGCAGCAUGUUGUUCUUAGUCAUAAGAUACACUUUUUUAUGCUGAACAAUGUGCCUGCCUGUAAUUUCCAGGGUUUGAUUGUCGAUGUUCUUCUUUGCAUUUGAAACUGUCGCUUGAAAGCUUUUUCUAAGCUUCAGGUCUGUGAUACUCAAAAUGUGGUCUUUAGAAUUUUGGUGCCUUUCCAGGGCCAACUUCUGAAGAUUAUUAUAGCUUACGAUUGUGAAAGGGUUUCUUUUACCUGUUGACUUACAGAUAUCGCAACCAUGUAAAUUCUUUCAACCAAACAGGCAGAAAACGCCUCUUUUUCUUAACGGGCUCAUUGGGCUGUGAUUCCAAAUCCGCCAUGUUUUUUCAACUCACUUUCUGUCCCAGAAUGCCUCACAAUAAAACAUUAGUUCCCAAACCUCUUCAAGGAGUGUCAAAUGUGGUUCCCCGAUCGGAACAUCAAAAAAGUAAGCUUGAGAACCUUUCAAAGUUAGUAUGGCUCUUCCUAGUUUUAAAACAAAGGUCAGACAAAAAAAGAAGAUUAAAAGGUCUUUAUAUUUCAUUCUCAAAAAAAGAUUUUUUGCAGAUCUACGCAGUUCUAAACUAAUUAUUAGUAGACUAUCGCUCUAGAACAUGUGCGUCCUAGAGGAACGGUUCUCUUUGGUGUUUUGCGUCCUUUUUUUCUUUUUCGGCUAAACAUCGCGUCCUCUAAAGCGUAUUUGCGCGUAAGGGAAAACCCUGAAUUGAUUACUUCAUUUUCUUACCCAUGGUGCUCCGCUGCACACGAGAGCCCCGCUAAUAUCCCUCAAACGCUGGGUUGCGGGUUGUAGUCAUUUACUUUUCUGUAAGUAAAGAAGAACUAAUGACAAAAUAUCCUGUUGUCUAUUGGGUAAGAAAAGGUUAAUAUAAUUAUAUAUAAAUAUAAAUACUAAGUCUACCAGUUUCCCAAGCAAAAAAUCCACAAGACAAUGGCACUAAAGUAUUUUUACCUCUUUUGCAGAUUGUUGUUGUGUGGAACAACGUCAAGAAAGCUCCACCGUCUGGUAACAUAACGAUUAUUUCCUUUUUUUAUUAUGGCAAUGAUAUACCAUCUUUUGAUUGUCGCAGCACAAGGCACUCUAGGACUCUAGGGGCUGUUUACAUAGAGGUGGGGAACCCCAGGUAGGUGAAGUAACCCGCUUAUGUGUGGUAACCUGCUUGUCCAUAUAAUUAAGCAGUAGAAAACGUUUUCCGUGUUUGCAUAGCCUGAUAUAAACACUAGAGGGGUUGGGGGAAUUCGUGACAGUUAUGCAAACCCGAGACGAAGUCGAGGGUUUGCAUAACUGUCGAGAAUUCUCCCAACGCCUCGAGUGUUUAUAUCAGGCUAUGCAAACACGGAAAACGUUUUCUACUGCUUAAUUAUAUGUACAAACAGGUUACCACACAUAAGCCGGUUACUUCACCUACCUGGGGUUCCCCACCUUUGCUUUUAUAAAAUAACUUGCCCGACAAAAAAACCCAAAACUUCUUUGUAUGGCACUGAUUAAAAGAGAAAUUCUUACCAGUCGCAAAAUCUUGUCCACGAAGUCUUGCACGCGUAAUCAGUUCUUGUUUUGCCAAAAGAUGCUUUGCAAAAUACGGAUUUUUCUCGCUUAAAAUGUCAGCUUAAGCGAAGAAAAAUUGAGUCACCUUCUUUGUAACAAUUUUCCAUGUUUCAGCCGACGAAGGAAGGGUAAAUAAAGUAAACUUGUCGAGUUUUGAACUCGAAAACUUUUUCAAAUUCGUGCUUGCGUGAUUAGCGCGCGAAAAGCCAAACAACUUGAUGUUUACAUACUCUCAUGCAAACGUUCCUCUCGGCCAAUCAGAGCGCGCGUACUAUCUUAGUUAUUUUAUAAUCUUUCAUAUUAAUGUGAUCCCGUUUACAUGAUAAGUGGGGUGACCAUAUGAGAGAUAUUACCCCACCUAAGUGGGUUACCUCACCUACCUAGGCUACCCUUUCUCCUUGUGAACUGUCCCUUAGUCGACUUGCUAAUCUUAGCAGCAAGCAGUCGCAUGUUAUUUGUCUAGUAAAUUGCACAGAAGAGCUUGCGGCGAUUCUCUUUUUAGCUCAGUCACCUUCACUGUCCCACUGAUGUCACUGAUAUGAUGGUUUUCUUUUCGUUCCUUUUCUUUUUUGCGGGGGUGAGGAAAACUUUGAAAUGUACUUGUGACGAGUGGAAAAAUUGCCAGGUUAUGCAGUUUUAACACUUACUCAACAAGAAGGUAGAAGACCGUCGAAUUGAUUAAAAUGUCGAAGUGACCAUACAGUCGGCUAGUCACAAUUAAUUCUUUUCCAACACUUAGGUUUGCCUCGGGUACAUGGUACAUGUCAGUUAGGGACUAGUCACUGUUGAUGAUAUGGAGGGUUGGGUGGAGCAUUUUGUUGCGACAAAAUGAUCUCCUUUCACAGGAUCUUGACUGAAACACCACACGGGUACCCUUAUGCAAUCACGACCACUAGACUACCCAAGUACAGAAGCUGAAAUACGCUCCGCGGCGAAAAAAUUAAAGAAUGACAAAAACAUAUUCGGACGAAAAUUAAUAACAAACGAAAUUAUUAAAGCUAGCUUACCUAUGAUGUUGCCUGUUUGCCUUAAACGUUAUGAAUACUAUUCUCAGUCUAGGGACUGUACCAAAUAUUUGGUACAACGGUAUUUAUAUAACUCCAAUAUUUAAGUUUGAGUCUGACGCAACAAAUGGCCCGUCGAAUUACCGCGGAAUUGUCUGGGAAAGCUAUUCUUUUCAAUUUUAAACCAGUCUGUUUGAACAUUUCGUCUCUCUGAACACACUUCGUAAAUCUCCAAUCUGAGAUCACAUCCUGACCUUACGAACUCUUGUAGACAAGUACGUCGACUGUCAUCGAAACAAAAUGUACGCUUUUGUUGUUGAUCUAAAAAAGACCGUUGACUCCGUUUGGCGUGAAGGGCUCUUACAUAAAUUACUGCAAAUCAGUUUAGGAGGAUGUUUCUAUAAGUUAAGUUGUUAGAUAUCAAUACUAAAAAGGGCCAAAAUUAUGAUCUUUUAAGAAACGCGCAAAGAAAACCUCAGACCUAGAACAGACCUUUGAUAUUGUACACGAAUACACAUAUUUAGGAACCAGAAACUCCUCAACUGGUAAUUUUGGUGUCUCAAGAUUUUAGAACGUGGGAUAGCUCGCCAAUUGAAAAAUUCAAUUUACACUUCCGCAAGCGAUACUUGGAAGUAAAUAAUAAGGCGUCUAACGCUGCAUGUAGAGGUGAUUUAGGUAUUUUCAUUAAUAAUUGAUAUGAAUGAAAAACUUAUACAACAUUAUGUAAUUUUUUAAGAAUGAUGAGGACUCUAUCGUCAAACAAGUAUUACUUGAAUCUGUAAAUAUUCAUUCUAACGGCAAUACUAGUUUUUAUUUUAAUACUAGUAGUAACCAAGGGCGAGGUAGUGCGGGCGGACAUGUACGUUUACCUUAAAGUGCAAUUGAUGUUGAGAACGGAUUUCAUAAUAGUGUACGUGAAUCAGAGAAAGCCCUUUUAGAUGCAGUGUCAACAAAAGGAAUCACGGCGGAACAUGAACGUCGUUGGAAACUGAAUUGAACAACACAGUAAACAAGACUGUUAUUAAAUUCAACGAUUUUAUUUACAGUGGCCUAGAUAAGAAGAGAAGCGAAGAGAGACGGCUAUAUUCGCAGGCAAAGGUACAAUGAAAUAAACAUAAACAACACUCAACGUGGACUGUAUACAGACAUGUCUCUUAUUUAAACUGUCAAUCAGAGAAAUACGCCCGUCACUUAACUAUAUAUGGGAAAUAAAAAUAAUCCUGAAAUAUUCCCCCGUCUGGAUUUCCAGUUCAUUGAAAUCCGAUGCUAGUUCGAUGAAAGUACUAGAAACAAAAUGAAAGAACACAAUUCAAGUGUUUUCAAAAACUGGUCAAAGUCUAUGAGAAAGCAUAAAUGACUAGCGUCUCCAGUGUGCUCAUUUAGAGUACUUUAGCAUCCAACGGUGAGAGUGUCGUAAUUGGUCUGCGCUUCACACUUGCCCCGGUUCUCACGUCCACCACUCUGACUUGUCCAUGCUGUCCUAGAUACACUGCCUCGAUCCGUCCGAUCUUCCAUUUUCGCCUUGGUGCGUAUGGCUCUAUCAACAAGACAACAUCUCCCACUUUGAGAUUCUUGGUAGGUAGAAACUAUUUGUGACGGGAUCCAAGUGUAGGCAAAUAUUCCCGCAUCCAGCGAUUCCAUCUAUUCCAUAGCUUGCGAAUCAACUCCUCCCCUCUUCUCCAUCGUUUGCGAACAGUGGUUGCUGUUGUGUCAACUGUCUCUGGAGCUAGCUCACCAGCCAUUUUGUCCAAUUAAGAAAUGGUUCGGGGUCAACACUAGUUCAUCAUUGACACUGACUGUCGUUGAGGGUCUGGAAUUCAACAAACUCCCGACUCCUGUAAACACUGUUUGUAACUCCUCGUCGUUAACGUUGGUUUGGCCUAGAACUGCGUAAAUUGCUCUCUUGACUGACUUUAUCGUGCUUUCGAAAACCCCAGCAAAGUUCGGUGCCCCUUGUGGGUUGAACACUCUAGUUGUGCCGUCUUGAUUAUUUGUUCCUCUGCUAGUUUAAGUUCCCCUGAGGUCAAAUCGCCACUUACUCUAUCUUUUUGAGGUUUUCUGAUAUGUGUAAUAAACUGGUUAAUCCAGCCGGUCACCCGCACCAACGAGAUGCCAAUCUCAAGCCUUCCUUUUGACUGGAUCCUGUACCACUUUGAAAACUUGUUUGGAUCUGGUUGACUCUUCGAUUCACUCCCAGAAGUAUCUGAGUAGUAACUGUGUGCAUUCUUGUUACGAUUCUCCUUCUCCAGAUUUCGUCCCUUUUUUCUCUGAUUUAACUUCCUUGUAAGCUUCUUAGGCUUUUCCCAACUUCCUUUCUGGCCACUUCUCUUUACCUUUCUGUAGAAACUAGGGUCCAUGCCACCAGCAGUCGUUCUUUAUUAACUCCUGAACUAAGACUCUUCUGGUUCCUUAAUCAGCAGGGUUAAGUUUAGUUGGAAAGUACCUCAACUGAUCUGGACUUGAAUCGUCGUCAACUUCUCCCACCCGACGGGAUACAAACGGUUUUGUAGUUUCGGCUCUGUCCCUGAACCCAAAAGCCGACAUUUGCGCUGUCCACCCAAAACGUGGCUUGGUACUUAUGGGAAUACCGAGUGCUCUGCUUAUCUGCAGUGUUAAUCUGAGACCUGUCAAUGUUCCCAUUAAUUCUAACCGUGGAAUACUCAUGGCCUUUAGUGGUGCCAACCUUGACUUUGCUGCAACUAAAUGUGUGCUUACAGUUCCUUCUUCAUAUUGCUGUCGUGCAUAUGUUACCACAGUGUAGGCUUUCUCAGAAGCGUCACUAAAGGUGUGUAUGAUAACAUUGCAACCAUUCUUGCCUUCAUUCAAACACCGUGGGACACGAAUUGCAUCAAGUUAUCCAAUUUCCUCAAACCAUUUCUUCCAGUCCGCUUUAAGUUGGUGCGGCAACUCUUCAUCCCAUCCUAGAGCUUCCAUCCAACCUUCUUGCAUCAGCAUUUUUGCCGGUACAAUAUAAGGCGUCAGGAAUCCAAACGGAUCAUAAAUAGUGGUAGUUUUCUUCAGCACGUUCCGUUUUGUCAAUGGGAAUUUCUCUGGUGGUGGGCUGAAACAAAACGAAAACUUGUCUUCUUGAACAAUUCACACUACCCCCAAACUCUUUCUUCUACAGAUCAACUUCUGCUGCUCGAUCGGUUGCUGGUAUGUCCUCGAUAACUUCAGGUUUCUGAGAUACCCAUUUGCAAAUGUGAAAACCAGCUUUAUUUUCAAGUCCGGUUAACUGUUUUCGCACCUCCUUUGCCAUUUCAACCGAUUCAACUGAAGGCAUAUAUCCAUAUAACAACUAUUCUUUACUACCCCUGCUGGGAGAGGGUACUCUUCUCUGUGGUCAUCUGCAUGCUUCUGCCUUAUACACUGUGCACAGAAGGUACAGUAACAACCCCCAAACACAUAUCGUAAGAAUUCGUAAACUUCUGGCUCCUUUUUCUCUGAUGUAAAUCUCUCCGUAGAAAUCUGAGCAGUGGUCUGUCUUCCAUGGUUAAAGCAAGCUCAAGGUACAUUUGACUUACGUCGCCUACAAGGGCGACCAGUUCCUUUCGAAAUCUAACGAGGAUACUAAACAUGCCUGUCUGCAAUUUUUGUCCAGGCAAGGCUUCGCUGUUUUAAAUUUUUCUCUGAAAUUCAGUGGAAGCAUCAAAGACAAUCCUUGUCUUCGUCGUAGACCUGUCAGGUCGUACAACGGGAAAUUAGGGAAUCAAGGUGGGUGUUGGUUCGACGAAUGUCCUGCUUUUCUAGAUAUGCUUCGAUAACCUUCUGAUAAACCUCAGCUUUUGCUGGGUCCUUUACCAGUUUUCGCUCGGUUGAUUUUAGGCGUUUCUCAGCUAACGGCCUGUUGUUUCGAAGACUGGGCCGGUCAUCCCACCAUGGAACAGCUACCACACAAUGAUCAUUCUCGAACUUCGUGGACUCGCUCACUUUGCGUCAAGCAACCGAUUCAUCAGGGGUCAUGACCGGUCUAGAAGGCAUAAUACCCAUAGUCUCGAGAUCCCAGAAUCGCUUUAAGGUUGUAUUCAAAUCAUCCUGCUUUUCCGCUAUUGUUUCCACCCCUCCAAACUGCUCCUUGCGAACGGUUUGGCAUAAAUUGGUAUGGUGCAUUUCUCCGGUUCUUUCCUUCUUUAUCCUGCCCACUGCGGUCCACCCUAUGUAAAGGAUAAAGUCGCGCACAGUUGAUGUUACACGCUCUACUUCUGGGACACUCCUCGCCAAGAUGAUCAUGACCCAAACACCUGUAACAGUCCUAGCUUCUUUGCAGUACCCUAUUUCUCCUGAAUACUUCUUUUCUUAAAAACAUCGCAAUUCCAGAUGGCAUGACUUUCACCACACACCUUACACGCACCUUUCUUCUUACCAUCAACUUGGUUAGUUCCAUAGGAUCUACUCCUUCUCUCGCCUGACUUCCAAGGGGGUUUUCCUGACUUCAAACCAUGAUUAAGUUCUGUGGCUUGCAUCUGAUAUUCAGCCUUUUCGGCGGUCCAAUCUUUGAGUAUAAUUAGAGACUCAACCUUCUGAUUUUAUCCUUAACCCAUCGAGAAUAUUGAGCUAGUGAGCGGCUAGUAGUUUUAGACGAAAUGUGUAAAGUGUUUCUGCUUCUAAUUCCGCCUCUCUAUUGUUUUUCUGCAAAUUGAUUACAGCCUGCUCCAGCAUGUCUGCAAAUUUUUGCAAUUCUUUGGGCAUUUUCUUCUCCGUCUAAGAGGUUUCAUUUUAAGCAACUCUUCUACAUGGCACUGGAUUUUCCGUCUAUUUCCUCCGUAUUUCCUCACUAAUCUCGCUUUUGCCGCUUCAUAAGCAGCCUCGGAAUAUCUUAAACCUUAAAUCGUUUCUAAGGCUUCGUCUGACAAACAAUAUUGCCUCCAAUCUUGACAAAUGUCAACAUUCUGAACUGAGCAGAAUACAUCCACACAACUCGUGAAUGUUGCUUUCCAGUGCUGAAAUUCAGUUUUGUUCCCACUGAGUGUUGUAAUACGAGUUCUUUCUAGGUUUCCUACCCCACUUUUACCAUGUUUGUUAAACAAGCUGGUGUUAGAAUUAACUUGCAUGUCUGCAAAAAAAAAACUUCUACCUUUUGUUACACAGUACCCCCCGCUUUACCUAGCCUGACGAGAAUACUGAUGAAGAAUCGAAAUGGUACCUGAUACAAAACAAGCAACGAAUAAGAGAAAUCUUUAAGAAGCCUCCCCUCCCUUAUUACAAAGGAAAAUCUCUUAAGGACCUAUUAGUUAGCUUAUAGAACGAUGCUCUGACGCUCAUACAACUUUCAAUACUAGUAAGAGCAGGAGUCGUGUGAUGCCCCUUCUCUUAUUUUUCGGCAUAUUUUCCCCAGUUCUUCUGCGAAAAACACAAUAUAUGAUUUGUCCCCAGGGCCCCAAAAAUGAGAUAAAUUGUAAUAUUUUGUCGUCGGAAAGGCCCUUUUUCCUCUUACACAUUAAUUUUGAAACACAUUUUCACAAAUUUGCAAGAAGGUAACAGGAAGAGUGAACCUCUUACAGCACAUCCGUUCCAGCAUUGAUACUGUCAAUGUCCAACGAACUCAUCAAUCGAUGAUUAUGUCCAUAUUUACGUAUUGCAGCUAUAAUAGUCCUGGAUAAUCAGAGUCCCGCAAACGCAUGAUCCGCUCCAUUGAGAAACGAAGCCUCGAAAUCAUUUUCCCAGUCAGAAAAACUGCGAUCUUCGAUUUUUAAUAAUUUAAUAAUUUUUUGCAAAUGAAAGAGUACCGUUUUGUAUUUGGCUGCCUUCUAAGAAUGGGCUGCAUGUUUCCCGUUUAGGAAUUUUUUUCAACGAUUUCACCAGAAUGCUUUAAAAACUAGAAACAAUGGGAAAGCAGCAAAACUGCCGUAGGUGAGACUGGAUUUUGCGCGCCGUGGUUUUUAUUUUUGAGGCGCCUCGAUAUUUAAUUCACUGCCAUUAAGUUUAAGAAACAUUAAUUCUAAAGUUUUAUUUAGGAAAGCCCUGGACGAUUUUUGCUUGUAACUUUUAUUGUAGUCAGUUUAAAUGGUUUUUUGUGUGUUUGCUUUUUAUACAUUUUGGAUAUUCUUUCGUACUUCUUAUUACUUGUAACUUUUUAGGAAAUCAAUGUUCCCUUGUUCCCCAUUAUAACCCAACAGUUCCCUUGUUCCCUAAAAGUUAUAUUUUAAGAUAUCCCUUGUUCACUAAAACCCCUGGAAGGCCCUCUUUUUAUUCAUUUUCCUCGCGACUUUAUAUCUCAACGCCAGCAACGGUGGCGCAGCCGACUAAUUCAUUCAGCUGUCUUGUUAUCGACGCCUUUAACUUGCGUUUUCCAGCUUUCAAAUUUUCCACUUACAUUAAAGAGUCCCCAACUGAUUCUUCUUCUUUCUCUAACAUGUUUACACUGGCUUUCCACUCAAAAUUCACAAAAAUUUCCUCAGAUAAAUUCUUGUCACUUUACCAAAAAAUCGCAAUAACAACAACAAACACUGGCUGAAUCUUCUUCUUUGUUUAACAUGUUUACACUGGCUUUCUCCUCAAAAUCCACAAAAAUUUCCCCAGAUAAAUUCUUCUCACUUUACCAAAAAAGAACAAUAAACAACAAACGCUGCCCAACGCGCCACAAACCUGAUCCAAAGAUGACUUGUAACUCGUUUUUCCUCCAAAAUUCCAGCUUCUAUUCCACUUUCUGUUUCAAGAUUCGGCUCGAAGGACCAAAUUAAUGUAUUUCCCUUGGUUCCACUCGUUAUCCGUAAAAAAUCUAUUCAACAAAUGUAAAGGGAAAUCACCACGACUUUAUUUUUCCAACAACCCCCAAAAAAUGUUUUUCACAUCCGGUGACUCUUAUGUUAAACUGUCAAUCACAGAAAUAUGUGCGUCACUUAACUAUACGUGGGGAAUAAAAAUGAUCCUCAACAUAAGUCUUUCUUUAUUUGAUUAUACUAAUAUAUUAAAAAUUGCUGCAAUUUGAUUGGCCUAGAACAGUGGUAUUUAAGCUUAAUUUGAAACACCCACAGGUGAAAAUUACAAACCUUUUGCGGGCAGUAGUAUAAACAAAUAAUUGCAUGAUUUGUACGUGAUAUUUGGCAUAAAUACCACUUGUGACAUUUCAAAAUUGUCUCAAAUUUUACUCGCCUAACGGCUCGUGAAAUUAAGUGUAACAAUUUUGAAAUAUCGCUCGAGGUAUUUAUGCCAAAUAUCGCUAUAAAUCAUGCUAUUACCUAUAUUAAUAUAAGCGUAAGUUUUUGAAAAAUGUCUGCUAAGUUUACUUUUGGUUUUGCAUAAUUCGAUCGCGCAGUACAUCAACACACGUAAGCUUAAGCUUUUUGAAGUACAUAAAUAUUGGAGGCUGUGGUAGAAUUUUCUGACAAUUUGUGUGUAAAUAGCUCUUGUACAAAGCCUUUGUACAGUUUUAAUCUCGCACGAUUCAAUUAAUGUCGAGUUCCGAAGAAAAACGUUCGGAGGAAUUUUUUUCAAGCGUUCUAUAAAGUUUGCUUAUUAUAGCUUACUCUUUUAUCUUUGUAUGACACAGACAAGGCACAUAUUCUUGCAAAUGUGCUAAUUUCAGAACAAACUGUGCCACCCUCAACGUCACUCACUCGCGCGGAAACACGCGAAUUUGCACGGCGCUCGUGUGAAUUUCAGAAGAUAGGCGAUCGUUUUGAGACUUUUUUUGAGUGCUCUCUGAACUUUCCAAGUGCUUCAUAUCUCGAUAGGCAGUGCAUGCGCAGUGAAAGAAUAAGCCAAUGUUAUAUAAACAUUACUAGAAAUACGUUUAUCGCACUAAAAAACCUCGCGAGGCCGUAAUGGGCCAGCAGUAUAAAUAGAGGGGGAAAGGCCAAGGGGGAAAAUGUGAUUAAAAACAAACACAAAAACAAAACGAAAAUAUAUAUAUACAAUAAAGAAAAAAAAACGGCUUAGUCGAGAGUCGAACCUGGAGUCAUGGACCAUCCGCGCGGAAGGCCGGCUCCCAGACCUUUGAUCCACGCUGCCAAGGAUAACCGGUUAAUCGGGGAGAUUAUUAUAUUUAAAGUAUUAUUUGCGUGAAAUUCUGCCAUUAGACGCUGUUUGAAACUAGUGGAACUGUACCAUGAAUUCAAAUAUAUAGUUAUUUAAGGAAUGUUAGUCAUAAUUAUUUCUUGUUGUUGUUAACUUUCCGCCCUCCUUUUCCCCGCAAGUUUUUUUGUUAUUGUUGUUUCGUCCGAGCGGGAUAUUAGUGAACUUACGCAACAGGACGGGAGAGGAAAGAAGACGGCAAACCUUGUGUUACAAGCGUGACAAUAAUUGUUUGAAACAACUUUUCGCCAAACUUCACUUUCAUUUAAACAGAUCUUUUUGUAAAGGACCAGAAAACAGUGACAAUCAUGACAAAAUACGCAAGUAAUAGCCUUGUUACGUUUGUCACACAUUAGUGUUUUGCCGUCGUCUUCUUCCUGUCGUCCUGUUGCGUAGACUCACGUUGUUGUUCGGAAAAGCUUUUGACUGUGUAUCUCAUGCUGUCCUACUACAUAAGUUGAAUUCUUAUUUUGGAGUUCAAGGUUCUCUUCUAUCAUGGCUGACAGACUACCUGACCGAUCGAACUCACUUCUCGGUACUAAAUGGUCAGCACUCAACCGUGCUUAACGUUACUUGCGGGAUUCCCCAAGGGUCAGUACUGGGCCCAUCGUUGUUCGCCUUGUACACCAAUAACCUACUCGGAGUUACUUCCAUAAUUUUCAGUAGUUAUACCGUUCUCGGACUUGGUCAGUGCGGAUUAAACUGAUGAACGGGGAAUAAUAGAUUAAACAUCUUAUAAUGAUUUGUUCUCUUGUCAUUCAUCAAGGAGUAUUGUGUUACCCUCUUUUAAUACAAUUUAGAAAAAAAACUUGAAAAGUUAAAACAGCGAGGAUAAACGCAGAUUUGACUACAUUGUGUACUCAUCCUGUUAUUCUCUUUGUAGCCGCGAAGUGGCCUCAACUGACAAAACCUGUGAAAGUGGUCAGAACUAAGGAAAACAAGUUGAGUAACAGGUAACGGCUUUCAUAUCUUCCAAAUGAUGACAAAAUAUAAUUUAUUUUUGAUCUUCUGUCAUCUUUGUUAACAUUCUUUAUCUCUGUCAGGUUUUACCCUUACAAUGAAGUAGAAACUGAAGCGAUUCUUGCCAUCGAUGAUGACAUUCUGAUGCUAACACCAGAUGAACUGGAAUUUGGUUUCCAGGUAUGCGUACACCGUACGGUAGACCUGUCUUCAAACCACACAUUAAUUCGAAUCAAUCUCUAACUUGUGAUAGGUGAUCAGUUCCGCCUGGAACACACGCAUUACUUUGCUGCUACUUUAGUGUGCAUGGUGAGUCGCCAAGAGUGUUUUUCAUAAACGUGUAAGCGGGUAACAUGAAAAAGGUUCUAGUCUUUUAGUAGGAAUAUAUAAACGUCAUCCAAAUUUCAACCAUCUAUCAUACUCAAGUUUUUUCCAGUAUCCGAUAAUAUCAUUGCGGAGUUUUCUCUGCCGUGUCCGGACACUUAAUACUGAAAAGAGAAGUAAUCGUGCAUGUUUUUUUUUUUAAUCUUAAGGCGUGGCGGGAGUUCCCAGAUCGUCUGGUGGGAUUUCCUGGUCGUGUUCACACUAAUCAGAACAGCAGUUCCCAGUUUAAGUACGAAUCAGAGUGGACUAACAACGUAUCCAUGGUACUGACGGGAUGCGCUUUUCAUCAUAAGGUAUCAAAAGUGCCAUGGGAUUCUUAAUUCUUUAUGUUGCCUUGUUUCUGAAAUCUUGUUACACUUGCUUAUCACAAGAGGAAGUAACGAGACGUAUCGGACUUUUCAGCGGGCAGAUAAAUACCAAUUUUGUUUGAAUUGAAAGGUCUUGCUUUAACAACGUAAGUGAAUAUAUUAAGUCCAAUAACAACUCAGUCAAAAUAGUUUGAUGAGGGUAUGUUUUGUGUAGAUUCUUAAAUUGUUAGUCAUCCAUCUUCACCAGCGCGUUCGUUACGAAUUUCGCCAUAAUUAGCCUGCCUCUAUUCUACUAUUACUUUGAUUAGCUUCUUAACUGGAUAGUGCCUCGCGGCGUUGCGGCGUCCGUACACCGCAAAGAACAAUCAGUUAGUCUGGAUAUAUAAAUCAAUUCAUUAACUGGUUGAAUCGCGCAUAAUUACGGCCUUGAAAGCCAGCUGGAUUUUUUAAUACCUUUAAUAACUAGGCUGUUCAUUUUAUCGCGAGGAUAACAUUCAUGACUUUCCUGUGCUUCACUCACAGUUCACAUAUAUCAUGAUCUAUCCCAUUUAUUCCAUGCAAUCACAAUAAUUAAAGGUUACUACCGUUGUUUUUCUGAUAGUAUUUCAGUCACCUGUUCACGUACAUGAUGCCUUCAUACAUCAGGGACUGGGUUGAUAAACACAUGAACUGCGAAGACAUUGCUAUGAAUUUCAUGGUCGCUAAUUACACUGGAAAGGCACCAAUUAAGGUAAUGGAUAGCGGAAGUGACCAGGGAGACUUUGACGAAAUGUACUGAACCUCCUAUUCAUGGAAAUUGCUAAUGGUGACUUGAAACUACCAUAGCAACGACAAGAUAGCGUUACUUGAAAAAGGGAUUGUCGUUCAUUUGAAUUACCUUAAAUGCGUUACUGAAGCGUCCAAGGACCUGAAAUCUCUUAGAAAUUUUUUGAACUUUAUAGAAGGAAAGAAAAAUAGCCCACGGGUCUUCUCUUCACACACCUGUUUUAUAUGGCGGCUAUCUUAUUUUUCCCGGCGAUGAUGGGGCCAACCACGCACUGAAAUUUCAGCGUAUAUCGCGUUAACAAAUUCAAGUCGUUAAUGCCACCACAUAAAUCAAUAUACAUUGCAAAGGACAGGCAAGUGACGACUAUCUUAAUGUCAAACAAGACCGUUGUUUUUUGCUUGUCAUGACUCUAAGACGCGUCUUGAACUGCACCAUUAAUGCGAGCCUAUAUCUACUACUAUUCCUUCCUUUUUUCUGGGUGAUUCAUAUUGCAAGUAAUACGUUAUUCCCAGUUAGGUUAGAGAAGAGUUAAGUGUAAGUUGAUUUUUUAAUGCAUAUUUUGCGUUGCUUACAUCCACAGGUUACCCCUAGAAAGCGCUUUCGCUGUCCGGAGUGUGUGACCGAAUCUUUGUGGGCAGAUCCAAGUCAUUUUGUAGAACGAUCUGAAUGUCUGAAUGAAUUUGUGCGAGCUUAUGGUCAUAUGCCACUUAAGACUGUGGAGUUCCGAGCUGAUCCGCUGUUGUUUGGCGAAAAACUGCCGGACAGGGUUAAAUUGUACAAGGAUAUAGGAAGCAUUUAA